Pogona vitticeps (central bearded dragon) is the source of this 6326-nucleotide messenger RNA. It is a transcript of the gene PALLD, whose product is annotated as palladin, cytoskeletal associated protein. NCBI's taxonomy places the organism in Eukaryota, Metazoa, Chordata, Lepidosauria, Squamata, Agamidae. Gene Ontology annotation, molecular function: protein kinase activity. The record is from RefSeq and is a predicted model, not a curated record.
ACAUGAGUUCAGUUACCAAAUAUAGAUGGGAACGGUAGGAAUCACAUAGUCAGAGAAGACAGAUGUAACUCAGAGCCCACAGUCACCUCAGUGCUUACUGCGGACCAAGCAAACUUGAAUGAAUAGCUAAAGCAACGUUCAGCCUUCUUAGAGAAAAGGGGGAAAGAGUUUCCUUGCCAUACACAUAUUAUAUAUGAAACAUUUUGCACUGGCUUACAAUCAGAAAGUAUGCAGGACAGACGUUGCAAUCAGCAGGCUUCACCCCUGUCUUUAAUUAUGAGGGGGACUUACCCUUCAGAAAAAAACACUUCUGCUGGAAACCAUGAAAACCCAUCUGAGGACUCUUCAUCUUAUGAACUCUUUUAUGACUCCCUAUCAGACAUACAAGAUGGGGAGUUUGCAAAUGAGCUUUCUGCCUUUCUGAGUGAAGAUGAGAUAAGCAGAAGCCUUGAACUUGCUCACAAAUCUAUUACAAAUUCUCAUAAUGAAGAUGAAAACACAAAGCAGGAGUUCACAUAUUUCUUCAACACUACUCCAAACUCAUCAGAGGAUGAUGCUUCUAGGGAGACCAGAGAUCAAGAUGCCUCCAAGAUGACUCAGGAGACCAUCCCAAACUCAUUACGGAUCUCAGCACAACCUCCCCCAGAGCAAAAAACCCAGAAUACAUAUCCAAAUACAUAUCUUCCAGAAGCAAACAAUUGUGUUGGUGCAACUGAGAAACAACUUGGUAUAUCCCCCCUGCUGCCGGCAAGACCAAGCUUUAUUCGUAGUCUAAAAAGUGCCAAAAGAGCUGGUCCAACUACGCAGAAGAUGAGCCCCAAAUCCAAACAAACAUCAGCAGACAAUGUUCCCUUCAAGAAUAAGCUAUGUGACAAAGCAGCCACUUUGAUUGAAGAGCUCUCUUCCAUCUUCCAGGAAGCAGCCAAGACAAGGGUCAGGAGCCCAGAUGGAAACUCUUCUUCUCCAGACAGUGGCUACCUUUCCCCUAAAAAUAAACAAUCAGCCUCAAGGACCCCAGCUCUUGACAAAACAUGCCUAGAGACCACACCAGAACAUGAGAUACUUGAAGUCACUCGUGCUGAAGAACCUGUGCUGCAAAGGGAAGAAGACUGUCAGGCCCGUGAGAACGCUUCCAUGGACCAGGUCACAACAGGCAGCUACCAUCCACCUUCACCACCUCGAUUUAUCCAGAAACUGAGGAGUCAAGAAGUUGCUGAAGGAAGCAGGGUGCUGCUUGAGUGCAGAAUUGCUGGAAAUCCAGCACCGCAUGUUAGGUGGUUCUGUGAAGGGAAAGAACUACAAAAUUCUCCAGAUAUUCAGAUCUGUUCUGCAAGUGGAGGACUCCAUAAAUUGAUCAUAGCAGAAGCAUUUGAGGACGAUACAGGGCGCUACUGUUGCCUGGCUUCAAAUACCCUUGGCUCUGAUUCUACUUCAGCAGAAUUAUUUGUUGAAGGUGCCAGCUCCUCAGACUCUGACAGUGACAUUUCCAGAUCAAAAUCUGGAGCCAUGCCACAGGCCCAGAAGAAAAGUACUUCUGUUUCUUUAACAAUAGGACCUUCUGCUCCAAAGGCUGGGAUCACAACAGCAGUAAUCCAACCUAUCUCUGUGCCUAAUCCACAGGUCCAAAGUCCUACUUCAUACCUCUGCAGAUUAGAUGGCUCAAAACCUACCCAUGCUGCACCUAUUUUUACAAAGGAGCUACAAAAUUCAACAGCAACUGAAGGACAAGUAGUUGUUCUUGAGUGUAGGGUGAGGGGAGCUCCUCCAGUACAUGUCCUUUGGUUUCGGCAAGGGGUUGAAAUUCAAGAUUCCCCAGACUUCCGAAUUCUUCAAAAAAAGCCCCGGUCUGCAGCUGAACCUGAGGAGAUAUGCACAUUGGUAAUUGCUGAGACCUUCCUUGAGGAUGCAGGAAUCUUCACAUGUACAGCGCGAAAUGAUUAUGGAUCAGUCACCAGCAGUGCAAAACUGACUGUGUUGUCAGCCAAUUCUGAAAGCAGCAGCCAGGAACAAGAACAAAAUGAUGAUGAGUUCCACAACUUCCCACCUCCACCUCCAGAUCUUGAGAUUAGUUCAAUUGAACUUCACCCAAAGCCUUCUGAGGGCCUUCAGAUGAACAAUGCCAGAUCGAGCACUGCAGCUCUACAAUUGCAGCUUAACUCUGCUGAGAAGAAAACCAAUGGUGUUCAUCUUAGCUAUGGAGUAAAUGGGGUGAUGAAUGGCAACUCCAAAACCGAUAAGUCUCCUCUGCAUCCUGGUAGCUUGCUUUCACCUACAAAAACACCCCCACCUGUGUUUGCUAAGCCAAAGCUGGACCCUUUGAGAAUUCAGCAGUUACAGAACCAAAUCCGGCUGGAAAAAGAAGCAUCCCAGUGGUGUCAACAGCAGCAAGCCAGUUUCCACCAAAAUCUGCCCUUAUCUCCAACUUUCCCACCACCACCUUCAUUCCAGGAGCCUGAGUCCACCCACUCAGUCCCUUCCAGCCCUGGGCAAAUGAGUGUUCUCAAUUCCCAUUCAGCUCCCACCAUGCAGUCAUCCAGCUCCUUUAACUAUGCCCGUCCUAAACAGUUCAUUGCUGCCCAGAACAUCAGCCCUGCCUCAAGCUACGUGACACCUUCCUCUGGAUCUUCCACAUCAAGUCUCCCAUCCCCUAUGUCCCCCACUGCAUCUCAGAAACAGUUCGGCAGAACAUCCGCUCCUCCUUUCUCUCAGCCAUUUUCUCCUGAGGGGGAAUACCCAUGGUCUCCUUCCCCACCCCCUCCUCCUCCCCCUGUUUUUAGUCCAACUUCUACCUUCUCAGUAUCUGAUUCUUUUCCACUACCACCACCACCUCCACCUCCUCUCCCAACCUCUGUCCCUUCGCCCUCCCGUAGUCUCUCUCCAACAUCUAGAUUUUCAAACUCUGCCCAGUCACCAGCAGCCUUCCUCAGCUCCAUGCUACCAUCCCAGCCAGCUCCGGUCUCUGUAAAUGCACUAGGACUCCCAAAAGGCAUCACACCUCCGGGAUUUCCAAAGAAAACAGGCAGAACUGCCAGGAUUGCAUCUGACGAAGAAAUUCAGGGCACAAAAGAUGCUGUCAUCCAGGACCUGGAAAGAAAGCUUCGUUUCAAGGAAGAUCUGUUGAACAAUGGCCAACCAAAGUUAACAUAUGAGGAGAAGAUGGCACGUCGACUUCUAGGUGCUGACAGUGCUGCGACCGUCUUUAAUAUUCAAGAACCAGAAGAAGAAUUGACUGGACAGGGAACUGGCUCUGUUGAUGCCUCUGUAGUGACUCCUGAGGAUGUUCAAAAGGAAUAUAAGGUCUCCAGCUUUGAGCAGAGACUCAUCGGUGAGAUUGAAUUUCGGCUGGAGAGAUCUCCUGUAGAAGAGUCGGAUGAUGAAGUUGAGCAUGGAGAAGAUGCCCCUGAUAAUAGUGUGGCACCAUACUUUGAGACAAAACUGAAACAUUACAAGAUAUUUGAAGGGAUGCCCGUCACCUUUACAUGCAGAGUAUCUGGAAAUCCAAACCCAAAGAUCUAUUGGUUCAAAGACGGGAAGCAAAUCUCUAAGAGGAGUGAACAUUACAGGAUGCAAAGAGAACCAGAUGGGACUUGCUCUCUCCACACCGCAACUGCCACCUUGGAUGAUGAUGGGAAUUACACUAUCAUGGCUGCCAAUCCACAGGGCCGGGUAAGCUGUACAGGAAGGCUCAUGGUCCAGGCUGUCAACCAGAGAGGACGCAGCCCUCGAACACCUCCUAGCCAGCCUCACAUCAGAAGACCUCGAUCUCGAUCAAGAGAUAGUGGGGAUGAAAAUGAACCCAUCCAAGAGCGUUUCUUCCGACCUCAUUUCCUGCAGGCCCCAGGAGACCUGAUAGUUCAAGAAGGAAAGCUUUGCAGAAUGGACUGCAAGGUCAGUGGCUUGCCAACUCCAGAUAUCAGCUGGCAACUGAAUGGAAGAGUAAUACGUUCAGAUGCCUCCCACAAAAUGCUUGUACGUGAAAAUGGCGUCCAUUCCCUGAUCAUAGAGCCAGUCACAGCGAGGGAUGCUGGCAUCUAUACCUGUGUUGCCAAGAACCGAGCUGGUCAGAACACAUUCAGCCUGGAACUGAUCGUUGCAGCUAAGGAAGCACAUAAGCCACCAGUAUUUGUAGAGAAACUCCAGAAUACAGGAGUAGCUGAGGGGUAUCCUGUGCGACUGGAAUGCCGGGUUUCAGGUGUACCACACCCUCAGAUCUUCUGGAAGAAAGAAAAUGAGUCACUUACAUACAAUACUGACAGAGUCAGCAUGCACCAGGAUAAUCAUGGUUACAUCUGCCUGCUUAUUCAGGGAGCUACAAAAGAAGACGCCGGUUGGUACACAGUGUCAGCAAAGAAUGAGGCUGGGAUAGUAUCCUGCACAGCAAGGCUGGAUGUCUAUACUCAGUGGCAACAACAGCCCCAGACCACCAAGCCAAAGAAAGUGCGUCCCUCAGCUAGUCGAUAUGCGGCACUUUCUGACCAAGGACUAGACAUCAAAGCUGCGUUUCAGCCAGAAGCAAACCCAGCGCAUCUGACUCUGCAAUCUGGAUUGGUAGAAAGCGAUGAUUUGUAAACCUUAGUUAUCAGCGCUUACAUUUUCUUUUAAGGUGAAAACACUGAAAGCCAUUGUCUCGACCAAUGAUAACUUAUGCCACUUUAUGUGAACGGCAGACACCUGUGUGUGCAAAAGAUAACAAACACCUUCAUCACAUAUUUCUUACUGAGUGAAACACAUUAAGAAUAGGUACUGAUUGUUCAGUAGAAAUGUACAGCCCAUGCACACAAACAUCACCUUCACCACAACCAGUUCUUUUUCCUUUGUGGAUAGUGCUGUUUUGAACAGUUGCAUUCACAAAUGCCAAAUGCUGAAGUGAAUGUAAUUUUUUCAAAAGCAAGCACACUGCAGAACGUCUCACCAAGUGCCUUUGCAACCUGUAAGUGCUAUCAAUAAUGCUAGCCAUUUUACUGGGCUACCACACAACUGCGAGUUUAUCAGCAAUGCGACUCUUAUAGUGACAGUGAAAAUGUGCAAUACUGAUGGAAUAAAACAAGAUGGAAAAUGAUAAAUCUAUCUGAAAUGUUUCACUAUGAAUGGCUUUCUAUUCCUGCAUCAAGGGUGCUUGUUAUGGGCAGGGAGUUUUAAUACCUGAAGGCUUCAUUUGACUUUUGCCAAUUAAGGAGUGGCUGACGUAUAAAUGUACUGCCAGGGGAAACUGACCAUAAAAUAAUUUAAAAUAUGGACAGUACAAUGGAAUUAUUUUACAGCUUUCUGUUUGUAACAGUGGGAUGUAACGUGGGCAGAAGGUGAGACCUUUCUCAGGGGAUGACGUUUGAAAACUUCGCACUUCAUCUCUCUGAAAUUCCAUGGUUAUCUGGAUACUUUUUAAAAGAAAUACUGGAGAUUUGAUUGACCUCUAAUUAACAGAAGAGUGGAUAAUUAAGAGUAUAGAGUAAGUGGGGGAAGGAGUAAGUCUGCAAUAUGGGUAUAAUAAGCACAUACUAUAGAGAAUAGCUGGGUAGAUAUGGGGGGGCUGCAGAAUGUUGAGGAAAUGGUGUUAACAUUUUAAACACUGUAUGCAUGUGUACUAGAUGUUACAUUUUUGGGUUCUUGCUUUACUGCAGCAUGAACAAUAACCUGCCCAUGGCUGGGACCUUGUGAAGUUGGUAAAAAAUGUUGAUUUUCUAGAAUACAAACCAGUUUUGUUGGGCUUCACCCAGACUGGAUUAAAAAAUUAACUCAUUUUAAUUAGGAUGAAGUAGAAGAUCACUGACAAAGAAGUGGUUUUGAUGGUACAAGAGUACUUUGCUACAAAAGGAAAACACUGUAUUCCUUAUAUGAAGCACGUUUAUAGUACUUUAUUUAUAAUAAAAAUAUGAUUCUUUAUCUGAACUCAGUUAUUCAAGUACAGUACUUUUUUAAAAUAAGUUUUGUAUUAUGUAUCACACCAUAUAUUUUGCAUUACUGUUAUACAUGUAUUGCUUUGCAUCUCAUUGUUAAGUAAACAAACCAGGUUUUAUUGGCUAUUAAGAACUUCUGCCACAGAAGUUACUUUUCUAUGCAAACUGUUGCAGAUGGCUACAAUCUCAGUUACAGGAAUUUCUUACAUAUUUUGUCAUACACGAUCUGUAUGAAACUGCCCUACUAUCAACUUCUAGUCAAGUAUGUUGUAUUAUUCACUUACCAAAUUUUUUCUCAAAUGUGAUUUACUAACCUACUAUUUGUUUAGCUUCACUACUAGCAUUUUGCUUCUUUUUAUUUGUAUUUAUAAAAAAUGUACAAUUCAUACUCCUUUGAAUUGUUGUGCUGGUACCAUGUGGAUUCAAUAUCAA